UAUAAUAUACUUACGCGUGUACCGUUAUCGGCCUCGGGCUACGAUCAUCCGACUCGCGCGCGUAUCGGCGCCGUUCAAUCGGUCGCACGGCCAUAUACAUUGUAUAAUAUAUACAACGACACACACGUCUCCGGUCACUAGCCAGCCGAAAUACUCGAGUGACGUCGUUCGCGUGUGGAUAGCAGUCGCGUCGCCACCAUGGCCGGGCUAGGCGACACGUCGGGCGACAUACAGCCGAUGACCGAUCACGCCAAGGACAUACUGCAGAUGACCCGCGACUCGGAGAUGAUGCAGAGCUACGUUCGGGUGGGCAAGUCGGACGAGUCGGACGACUGCGGCGGUGGUGGAGGCGGUGGCAGCGAGGGGAACGGUGUGUGCGUCGGCGUGGUCGGAGGUGGCGUCGGCCGAGGCGAAUCGGACUCGGACGAUGUGGCCGGAGUGACGGGUUACGUGGUCGGCGUCAGUGCGGGCGGGGGCAACGGCCACGGUGGGUCGGGCGCCGGGCGGCCCGGCCGAAAGGGCUGCAGGGUGGUCGCUGGUCGACGUCAUGGGAGGCGUAGGGGUGGUGGUGUUGGUGGGGCUGCUACUGGAGGUGGUGGUGGUGGUGGAGGUGGAGGUUCCUUUGGAGGCGGUGGCGGCGGUGCAACCACGACGUUCGACGAGCUGACCGAAGAGUUCAAGACACGCAAAUCUGGCACAGGCGGCGGAGGAGGCGUCGGUGGCGGUGGUGGUGGAGGUGGUAGUGGAGGCGGUGGUUUCGGUGGAGGCUGGGCCAAGCGGCACAAGCGCGACUCUCGGUCCAGGCUACUCGAAGAGGUGUACACGGACAAGGACCGAGCGGCCGCUGUUAACCUAGGCACGCGUGACAUCAAAGCAUCGUUGCGUAUGAAACGGCGACAGGACCGGAACCGGACGCUGCACAUACCGUCCACGGCCGAGUCACCCACCCUGUUGGCGUUGGCCCGGCACUGCGUCAACGACGUGAGAGUGUCGCUCGAGUUCAUCGACAAGGCAUUGGAAUUAAGCCCGAAUGACAAAACGGCUUUGGUAUCUAGAAGCAAGUGUUAUUUACUUCUCGGCCAACCACGUUUGGCAUUAAAAGACGCUGAAGUGGCUUUGAACGAGGAUAGUACAUAUCUGAAAGCCAUAUAUCAGAAAGCGGAAGCACUGUACCAUCUCGGCGAUUUCGAACACAGUCUCGUGUUUUACCACAGAGGACUCCACGUUCGACCGGAACUCGAACAAUUCAGGCUGGGCGUGCAAAAAGCCAGAGAGGCCAUCGAGAAUGCCAUUGGAAAAAUGAAGGUCACCGCCGCCGCCAUACAACAGGUCGGCUGGGCAGACAAACGUCAAGCGACCGCAGGCGGAACAAUCAAUGUGGCCGGCGGUGGGGUCGGCGGGAGUAGAGGUUCGACACCCGCCGUGACGGGAUCGUCAACUAGGCGAAAAGACGCAGCGGCGUCGACAGCCACCACCAAAAGCCAAUCGAAAAUGUUGCUCAGAGAAUUGUGCGUAGACAAGGACUAUCUGGAACACUUGACUAUAGAUCCAAAUAUCAUGAGUGCUAUUCAAGAAAACGACAACUAUAUACUGUCUGAAGCGAAAGAUGGCAUUAGUUUUCUAAACGGCCGAGAAGAAUUCUGGAAACAACAAAAACUUAUUAAUUAGAUUAAUUAUAUACUUAAAAUGAAAUUUAUUGAAUUCAGGUAUACAUUGUACAGUUUAGAUAGGACAUUUUUGAUGAAAUUAGUAGGUACCCACAUAUAACUAGUCAUAAAUGUAAUAGUAAAUAAAUUAAUUUGAUGUAUUGAGUAGUUUCUUUUUAGUUUUUUUAGUUUUAGAUUUAAUCGGAGAGAAGAAUAUAGUCGUGGCUAGUGCCUAUAAUGAAAUAGUAUUAAGUAUCCUUAAAAUUACAACAUACAAUUUUUUUUAAAUUUAUUCAGUUGUUAUUAAUAAUUACCAUUAAAAGAAGGACUGAGCGGUUAGUCUUUAUCGUGUCAGAUAUUACAAACUUAUCUUAAACGUAAAUAAUCGUAGACAAAUGUUUAUCUUUACUUUUUUCUUAAUCAAUAAUAUAAUACUUUUGCAAAGGUGUGGAUGCGUCGUUGCGGGUGUGGCGAUACAUGUGUUCCGACCACACCUGCCUAAAUACGUUCUUAGCUGACGCUUAGCGUCAGAAGGUAUAAGGAAGCGAAAGGUUUUAAAUAUUAUAAAUUUUUCAAACCCAUUUU
This is a messenger RNA of Myzus persicae (green peach aphid), 2231 nucleotides long. Its product is annotated as glycine, alanine and asparagine-rich protein-like. Gene Ontology annotation, cellular component: cytoplasm. Lineage: Eukaryota; Metazoa; Arthropoda; Insecta; Hemiptera; Aphididae. The transcript is spliced from 5 exons. The record is from RefSeq and is a predicted model, not a curated record. The coding region runs from base 199 to 1668 and encodes 489 amino acids. Gene Ontology annotation, molecular function: protein binding.